Messenger RNA from Cephus cinctus (wheat stem sawfly), 1100 nucleotides. RefSeq lists its product as uncharacterized. The record is from RefSeq and is a predicted model, not a curated record. The transcript is spliced from 3 exons. The coding region runs from base 145 to 498 and encodes 117 amino acids. Lineage: Eukaryota; Metazoa; Arthropoda; Insecta; Hymenoptera; Cephidae.
GAGUGUGUAUACGCACACGCGGCAACGCGGAAAGUGCAACGAGAUAACCUUAUCGAAAUGAGUUUCUUAUUUGCGCAUGCGCAAUAGCGUAGAACGAUAAAUAACAAAUCGCCGUAAACGUAUCCCUCGCGUUUGACAGCUGUCAUGCAGUUGUUUUGGCUAAGUUCAGUCGCGAAGCCUUUCGCGGGAAAGUGGCGGCUGGGUUACUUGGAAGGAAAAUAUAAUGAAGCAUGCGUGAAAAAAUGGCUUCUCCCUUGGAAAUCUUCGAACGGCACUGGGUAUAACCAGCGCCGUAGAGAAACAUCGCCAGCGACAGCCCAUCUCGUGCCAUGUGGAAAUCACCGUAGAGAGCGGCAGGAAUUAUGUGCAGUAGGAGCGGCUGGGAAAUGUUGUCACGAGAUGACGCAGGAAGAGGCUGCGGAGUUGAGAAGUUGCGGUGGGCCGCGGGGGAGGCCGGGACUUUUUGAGAGACUUACUACGAGAUCAUACCACGGAUAAUGGAUGAUAUUCUUGGACAGCGAUUUUUCUGUCUAGUAUUCCUUGCCAGCGCUCCCAGCCAAUUUCAUAUAUAUAUGUCUAUUUAUGUGCAUAUAUAUAUAUGCAAUACACGAAACUCACGUUUUAGAUAUAUAUCACAAAAGUAAAAGCCAAGAAAUAAAUAAAUCGAGGUAAAAAAUUCUUUAGAAAAAUUCCUUAGCAAAGUAACUACCAGCACCGAAUAUUAUCUGCUCCGUUAGUUUUAUUGAAACACGUAUCACACGAGCGGCAGAUGCAACCUUGCGAAGUAGCUCGCCAUUGCGAUCGUAGAGUGGCGAAAAAAAAAAAGAAGAAGAAAAAAACAUAAAAUUUCCAUAAAACACUCAAAGCCCCUUAAUUUCGCCAAAUUAAUUAAUAUCAUCAACACACUUUCAAUUUCACACUUUUCACUUAAAUUACUCGCACACGAAAUAUCAAUCCGCACUUAAACCAGUCACCGAUAACUUUCAUAAAGAUUCCAACGAAUCACCCAAAAUCACUAGAUUCGUCCACAAAGCAGUAUUCCCACGAGAGUCGCGAGUUCAUUGCCAAAUAAAUAUUAAAACAAGUAACCAUGUGCACAU